AUGACGUCCAUCAAUACUCUCCCUUCAUCACUCAUGGAAAGCGAAUUCUUGACUGUGUCAACUCCAAUCAACGCCACAUCUGCGACAUCAGGGCUCCUGCCAUCAUCCUCCGUACCGUUUCAGUUGUCCCACUCUACCCCAGGAGUGAGCACAUUUACACCUACACCAUCCAUUGGUUCAGCAACUACGGCGAAGUUGUAUAAUUCGUCAACAAUUUUUCCAACUACGAGCCCGUCAACAACUUCAACACUUCCAGUUCUUUCAACCAUCACAGCCCUACCUACCAACGCAAUUUUGGUUCCCUAUCCUGUCAGCGAUGUCACUCACACCACACCAUUCUACAUUACUACUACUUCAUCCGGUAGUGACUCGCCUACGAUUGUGCCAGGCGACCAAGGCGGUGGUGGUGAAGGUGGUGGUGGCGAAGGAGAUGGCAACGACGACGAGAAGGAUCCUAAAUCCACCAAAGAUGAAAAGGCAUCGUCAGCGGAGUCGACCGCAACGUCGACUUCAACUUCAUCUUGUACUACCACCCUGACGGCAACACACCAUAGUAUCUUUUGUUCUGUCACCGUCACUCAAGGUUGCAGCGUCACUCCGGCAGCGUCAACUGUGAGGGCGACAUCAACGGUGACAUUCAGUUAUCCCGAACCAACCUGUGACCCUGAAGUAUGUGGUGGCGACGCUUGUCUUUUAGAGUUGCAGACAAGAUCGCCAGAGACCCUUCAAGAUUUGGAAAAACGUGGCAUUCCAUCCUGGGGAGGAUGGCCCGACCCAGAAGACUAUGAUGACCCGUCCAAAUUUAUCGGCCACCAACUACAACGCAUCUCGCGUUUCCGCCCUGACCCUGAGUUCGAGGUCGGCUAUGACCCCCAGAUCGUGAGGCAUGGCCAGUCCCAUUACGUGGGGGCCGCCCACAGUGGCAUGACUACAGCGAAUCAUGUUCUCUUCCAAUCACAGGUCACCGCACUUGCAGUUGAAGGCCUUUAUGGGUGUACGGCGAUAGUGGUAGUCUCUCAACGUGGUGCGUGGGCCUGCCACAUCUGGGAGAGAGACAUGACGAAUCCGGAAUUCUUUCAGAAUAAAGUACUGAUGGACUUACACUACGGACUCGAAGACAGCCACUCAGCGAAGCAGUAUUUCAGGUACGGACUGGACGAUCUCAUCGGUUCACCAUCGCUAGGGCCCGCGGGUGUCAUGUUUGGUGACAUUGACGAGGAGGAUGAGGAAAGUGAAGACGCAACGUUGAAAACGGCCAAGGAACUUAACACGCGUGCGUUUAUAAUCACCCCUCGCGCGAGAUUCUUGCGAAUGAGAGGUCACGUCGUAGCCCCCGAGUCAGAGUUUAUGAACGACAUGAACCUCAUGCAGGGCACGAGACUCAACGGCGACCAUGUCGAGGAGCUCGCGGAUAUGCUGUCAGAUACCUACGGCGGCAUUCCUGUAGAAGUGGUUGGAUAUUCACCGCUGCCGGUACCGAACGAGAUGUAUAUUAGACACAGCAUGCUUGUGCAGCAGAGAAUAGCCGAGAACAGGGCGGAAACGCUGCAAGAAAGGAAUCGAAGGUUGUCGGAGGUCUAUCGAUAUCAGACGUUGAGCCAGUCGGGGACGCCACGAGGAAAGCUGCUCCUUCAGUACCAGCCGGCGCAGACGUGUGAAGAUAAAGCAACCUGGCGGCUUUGGAUCGAGAAUCGCGGGGUCGAUGGCCGAACUGAUCAGUGGAUACCGGCACCCGACCAGGUCUUCGUACCCUCAGGUUCCGUUCAGCUCCCGGGAUCGCAACCGCAGCCAGAGUUGCCUCAGACAUCAGCCACGGUGUAA
Messenger RNA from Colletotrichum truncatum, 1821 nucleotides. NCBI's taxonomy places the organism in Eukaryota, Fungi, Ascomycota, Sordariomycetes, Glomerellales, Glomerellaceae. The record is from RefSeq and is a predicted model, not a curated record.